Messenger RNA from Cryphonectria parasitica EP155, 703 nucleotides. RefSeq names its product Lumazine synthase. Lineage: Eukaryota; Fungi; Ascomycota; Sordariomycetes; Diaporthales; Cryphonectriaceae. The record is from RefSeq and is a predicted model, not a curated record. Bases 87 to 686 code for a protein of 199 amino acids. Gene Ontology annotation, cellular component: riboflavin synthase complex; mitochondrial intermembrane space; intracellular anatomical structure. Gene Ontology annotation, molecular function: 6,7-dimethyl-8-ribityllumazine synthase activity. The transcript has 2 exons. Gene Ontology annotation, biological process: riboflavin biosynthetic process.
GAGCAAGGAAAAAGAAAAGUAAACACCGCCAGGGCCCCAACCUACCUGACCUUUAUACACAAAACACAUAUACACAAUCGUUCAACAUGAAGGGCCCUACCCCCGAGCAGCACGACGGCACCAGCCUGCGCAUUGGCAUCGUCCACGCGCGGUGGAACGCUGAGAUCAUCGACCCGCUGCUGGAAGGCGUCAAGGCCAAGUUGCUGGCAUGUGGUGUCAAGGAGGGCAACAUCGUCGUCGAGUCGGUGCCCGGCUCGUGGGAGCUGCCCAUUGGUGUUCAACGCCUCUUCGCCGCCUCCCAGAUCCAGUCCUCGACCUCGUCGACCUCCUCGGCCGGCGACCUCCUCGGCGGCUCGACCACAGACCUGACCUCCCUCCCCGCCAAGUCGCAGACCUCGACCGCGGCCUUUGACGCCCUGAUCGCCAUCGGCGUCCUCAUCAAGGGCGAGACCAUGCACUUUGAGUACAUCGCCGACUCCGUCUCGCACGGCCUGAUGCGUGUGCAGCUCGACACGGGCGUGCCCGUCGUCUUUGGCGUGCUGACCGUGCUGGACGAGGCGCAGGCCAAGGCCCGUGCCGGCGUCACCAGCGGGAGCCACAACCACGGCGAGGACUGGGGCCUUGCUGCCGUCGAGAUGGGCCAGAAGAGGAAGGGCUGGGCCUCGGGGAAGGUGGCUUCGUCCUAGCCAGUUUGCGUUGCCAU